Messenger RNA from Mytilus trossulus (common blue mussel), 3675 nucleotides. RefSeq names its product atrial natriuretic peptide receptor 2-like. Gene Ontology annotation, biological process: cGMP biosynthetic process; protein phosphorylation; receptor guanylyl cyclase signaling pathway. Gene Ontology annotation, molecular function: peptide receptor activity; protein kinase activity; guanylate cyclase activity. The record is from RefSeq and is a predicted model, not a curated record. Bases 43 to 3480 code for a protein of 1145 amino acids. Lineage: Eukaryota; Metazoa; Mollusca; Bivalvia; Mytilida; Mytilidae. Gene Ontology annotation, cellular component: plasma membrane. The transcript has 21 exons.
AAUCAUUGUGUCACUGAUUGCACAUUUUAGUGGAUAUUAGCAAUGAACUUAUCGCUAAAAAACUUAUAUUAUGUUUUGUGUCUCAUAUCUAUUACAUGUGGAUUUAAAAUAGGAUUUCUUCUUCCACAAAAUUCGACAAAUAUCAGUCUUCCAAGUUUUAAAACAUCAGGAAAAGCUUUCUUGCUAGCUGUAUCUCAAACCAGUGCGAGCUAUGAAUGGCGAGACAGCCAAUGUAAUGAUGCUGAGGCGUUGAAUCAGUUCAUCAACCUCAAUACAAGUCAUGUGGACAUUAUUGUGGGACCCGUAUGUCAAGGCGCGAUCACUUUCGUGGAAAAAAUGGCUACUCUGUGGACCAUCCCAUUUCUGACAUGGACUCCAACAGAUGAAGCUCUUCAUACGGCAUCCAAGACCUCGUUAAUCAGUACGUUUGGUACUUAUCAGGACCUAACCAAAGUACUGGUUACUGUUCUAAAGUACCAUCGGUGGAACAAUAUAGGAAUCAUAAGUAGCUCCGAUGAGAUUAGACAGACUUUCUCCAGAGUGAUGAAUUCAACCUUUCCAAGGUCCAAUAUUAACAUUAGACGUGAAAAAGUUAUUUCAAGUUUCACUAGAGGAGAAAUGGAGAGUGCCAUCUACGACUUAAAGAGCCACAUCAGAGUUUUUAUUCUAUCCUUUCCUGAAAAGUACAUAGAUGAUUUUAUGAAGGUGGCCUUUGGUAAAGGACUGACCAGUAGUGGACAGUACAUAUUCAUCCAUCUGACCUUUGGAGCAGGACUUAACCAUACCAGUACCCAGGAUGAUAUAUUUAGCUCUUUGUUAGAAGUUGGCCCUGUUUCAACAACAUAUUCUAAGUUUGAGAAUGACUGUAAAAAUUUCCUGAAACCAGCAAAUCUAUCUGUACCUCUUAGCAACCAGAUAGAUGAUUUUUCUGCGUAUCUUUACGAUGCCAUUGAUAUGUUUAACCAUCACAAUCCAGUUACCAUUAGUAAAAACUAUUCAGGUUAUUCCGGCUUUAUAGAGAGGUUUGUCGAUAACAAAGCCAUUAGAAAAUAUCAUGUGACCCAUUUUCAACACGGUAGUCAUCAGAUUGUGGCCAAUAUAACUAACCUGACAAAUUAUUGGGAGAAUAUUGCGGUAGUCUGGAAAGGUGGACAUAGACCCUCCGAUACACCACAUUGUGGAUUUUCUGGAGAUCACUGCACAAAGGGAAAAGAUGACAAGUCAGCAGUAAUAGCUGGUUCCUGUGUUGGUGUAAUAUUAGUCCUUACGAUAUGUAUCACAGUUAUCAUAUUAUAUAGAAAAUUUCGCUUUGAGAAGGAACUGAUGGGAAUGUUAUGGAAAGUAAAUCAAAAUGAAAUCAAACUUAGAAAGAAAAAUGGAACAGCAACUGUAGUCCCUGCUCAGGUCAAAGGUCAAAUUCAUCCAAAGAAAAAACUUGUCAGAAUGGAAACAAGGAAUACCUUGGGUUUUGGAUCGUCUGUGAGUUUAGACAGAAAUUUAUUGUAUACACCUAUAGGUAACUACAAGGGAACAGUUGUUGCAGUAAAAAGUAUACAAAGAAGAUCUAUACGACUGACUAGAGAAGUUCUCAGAGAUUUAAAAACUUUAAGAGAAUUACAACAUGACAACUUGAACCCUUUCGUAGGAGCAAGUUUAGAGCCAAACAAUAGUUAUAUACUUACAAGAUACUGUUCUAAAGGAAGUCUACAGGAUAUUUUGGAAAAUGAUGACAUAAAAUUGGAUUGGAUGUUCAAAAUGUCUUUUGCAAUAGAUUUAGCCAAGGGAAUGGAGUUUUUGCACAGAAGCCAUUUACGUUCCCAUGGCAAUUUGAAGUCCAGUAACUGUGUUAUUGAUAGUAGAUGGGUGCUGAAAAUAACUGAUUAUGGUGCAAUAACUUCUCAGCCUGAGGAACCAAGUGAAGAAAUAGGGGAACAUGAAUUCUAUAACAGAAUGUUAUGGACAGCACCAGAACUUUUAAGGCAACAUAAACAAGAUACUAAAGGGACACAGAAAGGAGAUGUUUACAGCUUUGGAAUCAUAAUUCAGGAAAUAUUGCUGAGGUGUACUCCAUAUUAUUUCAAUAAUGUCAGCUCAUCUAAAGAGAUUAUAAAUCGUGUGAGGAAAGGUGAGGAUCCUCCGUAUCGUCCACUGAUACCAGAUAAUAGUAACAUCCCAGACAAGGCCUACAAUCUGAUGACAAACUGUUGGAAUGAGAAUCCUGACUUUAGACCAGACUUCAGUAAUAUCAGAAAGAAACUUAUAGAUCUCAAUGGUGGAAAGAAAACGAAUAUAAUGGACAAUAUGAUUCACAUGUUAGAAGCCUAUAGUAAUAACUUAGAGGCUCUCGUGUCAGAGAGAACAGAAGAAUUGGCCAGAGAGAAACAGAAAACGGAUGUAUUAUUGUAUCAAAUGUUACCGCCGUCUGUUGCUGAGCAGCUUAAGAGAGGGGAGUCAGUUUUACCAGAAACAUAUGAAGAAGUGUCUAUAUUCUUCUCUGAUAUAGUGGGGUUCACCACCAUCUCAAGUACCAGUGAACCAUUAGAGGUAGUUGACCUUUUGAAUGACCUGUAUACAACCUUUGAUGAGAUUAUAGCCAAGCAUGAUGUCUACAAGGUUGAGACUAUUGGAGAUGCUUACAUGGUAGCCAGUGGCCUGCCUCGAAGAAAUGGGAAAAGGCAUUCAGGAGAAAUAGCCAACAUGGCAUUAGAUCUCCUCAGUGGAAUCACAAACUUUAGUAUUCGCCACAUUCCAAAUGAUAAAUUACAAUUACGUAUAGGUCUCCACAUGGGACCGUGUGCUGCUGGAGUUGUGGGCCUUACUAUGCCUCGUUACUGCCUGUUUGGGGACACUGUAAACAUGGCUUCAAGAAUGGAAUCGACGGGGAAAGCCUUACAUAUUCAUACAAGUGCUGCCAUGAACACAGCGUUAGAGGAACUGAAAUGGGGUUUCAUGAUGAUGGAGAGAGGGAUCAUUGAUGUUAAGGGUAAAGGUUUACAGAAAACUUAUUGGUUGAUAGGGAAGACUGGGUAUAACAAACCUGUACCGAAGACCAUAAGGAGAUUGCAAGCCAAGUACAAGAAAGCCCUAGCUGAAGGUCGCCCUGCUUCCCCUACAGAAUCACAUAUCUCAGCAGGGGACCAGAGUGAUAGCAUGUAUGGCAGUGCUUUCCGUAAAACAUCUCUAGCUGUACGCUUUAUCAGGGCCCUUUCUACUGAAAGUAUUCCAGGAGAAUCAAGGUCAAUGUCAGAGUUGACUGUGAGAGACCUUAAUUUGUCAUGUGAUAGUAUGGAGGAUCCAACUAGUCCUGACCGGUUAAGUCCAGUUCUGUGGAAACCAUUAAAACGAGUUAAGAAAGACAAUGAAAAGUCAUCAAAAUCAGAGAAAAUAGAAAAUGGUGCUAAAAAUGGUAGUGAUGGUGAUUCACCUAAAGACAGAACAAGAAAAUAUGCAUUUGUUAUACCAAAAAUAGAAAUAACAUGAUAGUCAUUAAAUUGUGUAUAAAUUUUUUUUAAAUCCGUCCAUAAAAUUAUAAUGGCAGAAAUUGAAUUAUUAUAAUUGGGAAAUAAUUGUUAUAAAAAUUAUCUGUCAAUGUCAAUUUAAAUUUUAUAUAAUUUUUAUAUGAACAUGUUUUUGCUACAAAUCGAAGAAAACUUUAUAUUAGAUAUUCUUAUAGAA